GUCAGAACUCCGCUCCACUCACGGGUUCUUCAAGAUGAAAAUGUGCGUGUUCGCGCAGUCAGGCAAGUGCAAGCAUGGAGAACAGUGUCGGUUUGCGCAUUCCGUGGACGAGCUCCGUCCUGUGCAGCCUGCUGGGACGGAUGCUGCUUCUGCCUCCAUCCAAUCAAUUGAGGAGGAGCCUCCUCAGAAAGAACCUCUUCAGAAAGAGUUUUUUUCGCUGCCUUCACGACCCGAGCAGGCAUAUUCAAGUUCACAGCAGGAGUCACAGGGGACCAGUGCCAGCACAGCUACCGGCAACGGGGGCAGCACUAGUGGCCAGUCCAGCAACGAAAACAGUGGCUCUGCGCCAACACCGCGAGCAGCAGAGGCAGAGCCGCAGAGCUCUGAAGAGCGAAGUCGCUCCUCGCUGCCUUGCUCCUCCUGGAACGAGCGCAAUGAAAGGAACGAAAACUCCGAUGGAAGCUCUUGGGCGUCUGUGAAUUCCAGCGUUACAGCAGUGCCGAGGAGUGAGCACACAGGGACUGGGUCUCCGCCUGCCACGAGUGACAGCAGCAGCAGUGGUGCAGGAAAUGGUCAGGCUGCCAGUUCAACCGCAGGUCCGCGUACAGGGGCCAGCCCAGAAGCCAAAUCCUCUGCGCGUCGGCCUCCAAGGAGUUCCGGAAGCAGUGACACUCACAGUGCGGCAUCUCAGCAG
Symbiodinium pilosum is the source of this 694-nucleotide messenger RNA. Lineage: Eukaryota; Dinophyceae; Suessiales; Symbiodiniaceae. The record is from the annotation of a GenBank genome assembly.